AUGACACGCUUUGGGCAUGUGCAAGCAAACACCGUCCUCCCUGAAUUCCACAGGGCUGCACAGGGAAUCAACAGUGAAUUGCUUUCUCAAACAAGGCAAAGACAAAGCCAUGACCCCAUUGGAGAAGACAGUGAUGAUGACAAUAACGAUAGUGACUAUGCACCCUCAAACCAAGAAUCUGAUGAUGACCAACUGCUUGGUGGUGACGAACUUGACACCCAGGAGGUUGAGGACCUCCUUCAUCAGCAUGCUGUGGAGCCCCUAAAGGGUGUGUUUUUCCAGGGAUACAAUGAGUUGCAACAUUGGAUUGCACGGAGGUCAGGAGCAGCUGAAACCAUGCAUGGAGCCAUAACUGCUGCUCUUGCUGGACAAUAUGCCCAACUGACAGAAUGCACAAAGGCUGAAGAGAUGUCCUCCUAUAAUUAUUGGACCAUCAACUUUUCUGGAAUUGCACAGGAGAAACGGACUGGAAGAGCUAUUUUCGAGAAGAUUCUCACCCCCCUUGUGGACACAUGGGUUGAUCCGGAAUUGGUAGACAAACUCAGGCGCAAUUUGGUCAUCUUCAAACCUGAGGUCCUUCAGCGGACAUAUCUUUGGACCACAUACCCUCUCUUCUGGGCCAUAGAUCACAUCUACCAAUCCGAAGUCCGAUGCAAGAAAGAGGGAUGUCCAGCAAACUUGCUGCUGCGAGAGCUGCUUUCAGCACUGGAACGAGCUGGUAGCUUUGGGUUCUGUGGUGCAGGAAGGGUGCUGUCCACAUAUGUGAUGGACCCUCUUUUGCUUUCUGUCGGAAUCAAGGAAACUGGAUUCCCAUGUCUGAGUGACAUGGUGGGGAUCCACCUUGAACGAAUGGAAAAGAUUGAUGUCGAUGCAUCCAGAUGGCCGAAAGAUGCUGCUGGAGUCCCACGCUUUGCAUCAAAGCGUGUUGUUCUGUACAACUACUCUCAGGCCACAUAUGAUUCAUUCUUCUGUGUGUGCAUGGGAGUACGACCUUUCUCUUAA
Cantharellus anzutake is the source of this 1002-nucleotide messenger RNA. RefSeq lists its product as uncharacterized. The record is from RefSeq and is a predicted model, not a curated record. The transcript is spliced from 5 exons. Lineage: Eukaryota; Fungi; Basidiomycota; Agaricomycetes; Cantharellales; Hydnaceae. The coding region runs from base 1 to 1002 and encodes 333 amino acids.